Symbiodinium sp. CCMP2592 is the source of this 1416-nucleotide messenger RNA. Lineage: Eukaryota; Dinophyceae; Suessiales; Symbiodiniaceae. The record is from the annotation of a GenBank genome assembly.
AUGCUGCAACUUGGUCAACAGGCGAAGCCUGCCUGUGUCGGCUCGACUGCUGCCGGUACAGUCGGAAAUCGAGACCCAGAGUUCAAAGACACUUAUGGUGCCGAUCUUGCCAGACUUUGCAAACCAUCAUCUUUUUCCAAGGCGAUCAUAGCCUCUGCCAGAUCCCAGCAGUGGCAAACUGGACUCGAAGUCCUGUCAAGCAGCUCUUCUACCAGAAUAGUACCGGGCAUUUACGGUUUUAGUGCUACCAUAUCGGCCUGCCAGAAAGGCUUGCAGUGGCAGCGUGCACUCGGACUUUUGCAACAGAUGGCAUCGGCCCAGACUGUGCCAAACGAGGUUAGCUUCGGUGCAUGUAUCAGCGCACAUGCAAAUGUCGGUGACUGGUCAACGGCCACCCAGCUUCUGUUUCAGAUGCGACCAGCCAGCGUUGUCCCAAACGACCAAUGUUUAAAUGCAGGCAUCAGUGCGUGUGAGCGGGGUGGUGAGUGGCAGAUAUCUCUGCAUCUGAUUUCAGAGAUGCCGACCGUCAGAGUUGUGCCGGACUUGAUCAGCUUCAACGCCUGCAUCAGCGCCUGUGAGAAAGGAGGUGAGUGGCAGUUAGCCAUUUAUUUGCUUUCACGUAUGCCGAUGGCCAAGGUGGUUCCGGACGUUAUCAGUUUUAGUGCCAGCAUCAGUGCUUGCGAGAAGAGUGAUCAGUGGCAGAUGGCUCUGGACUUGCUGUCACGAAUGCCACAGGCCAGAGUUCUUCCAAACGUCUUUAGCUACAGUGCCGGCAUCAGCGCAUGUGAGAAACGGUCUGUGUGGAAGAACGCUUUGAUCCUCUUCUCGCGAAUUCCAGAAGCCGCCGUCGCACCUAAUCAGGUCAGUUUCAGUGCUGCUAUUAGUGCCUGCGAAAAGAAGGUGAAGUGGCGGAUGGCGUUGCUGUUCUUUUCCUGCAUGCCGAUAGCCAGAGUGUUGUCUGACGUUAUCAGUUUCAGCGCCGCCAUAAGUGCAUUUGAGAAAGGCUGUCAGUGGCAGAUGGCACUGUUCUUGUUUUGGCAGAUGUCGGAAGCCAGGGUUGUGCCAGACCUUGUCAGCUUCAAUGCCAGCAUCAGUGCAUGUGAGUCAAGCGCUGGGCAGAAAUCCAACUACAAUUUUUCGCUGAUGCCGUCAGCCAGACUUGCCCCGGAUAUUGUCAGACAAGGUGCCGGUAUCAUUGCUUGUGACGAAGUUUGCCAGUGGCAGAGGGCAUUGCUUCUGCUCACGCAUGCCUUGGCAGUUAGGGUCGUGCCAGACCAGAUCAGCUUCAACGCGGCCAUUGGUGCAUGUCGUGACUGGCAGGCAACACUCCAGCUUUUGUUGCAGAUGGCGGCAACCCGAGUUCUGCGAGAUAAGGACAGUUUCCAAGUCGGCAUUGCGGCAUACUUGAAAUCCUGA